AUGAAGUUUUUUAACGGAUCAAGCUUUUCUAACUCCAACGGAUUUAUGGAUAGCAAGAAUCUUAAGAACUCAGCAAUAUUUUCUUUUGAUGAAGAGGAAAAGAAAACUGCAAGCAGGAGUUUUUUAAGUUCAUUAUUAUCUAAACGUAUGGUUAUACCUAUGUUGGGUGUUCUCUAUGUUGUCUUAUUGAACGUAUGUUUACAUAAUGGUAGUAAUACCUCCACAAAUGUACAAUUUAAUAACAACGUAGGAAAAAGAAUUUUAUCAGAAGGACAAUCUACAGAUGAAUAUAGUGAAUCCAGUUCUGAAUAUGUUGAAAAUCCUGUUAUAGGUAGUACUUUUAUGUUACCAAAUGAAAACCGAUUAAAUACCAUUGGUAAUUUAUUUGAAGGAGAAAAAUAUAAUAUAUUAGAAGAUACACAGAAAUUAAUUGAUGAUAUAAAUAAAUUUAGAUAUAACAGUAACUAUAGUCCAAUACCAUAUCCUGAACAAUACAAUCCUGUUGAUUAUAACAAAGCUGAUUUUGUAUUAGAUAAAUAUAUUGAUAACUUAGGAUACUGUAAAGGAGAUACUAUUAAAGCUAUGGAAAUUAUAUGGGAAGCUACCAUGAACAAUGAAAGGAGAAAAUAUGCUGCCACUAAACGUAGCAUGCUCAGAUAUUAUGAUGAUUUAAAACGUAAAAGAAUAAUAAGACCUAAAACUUAUACAAACAAAUUGAAUAGUUGUAAUCAAAUUAUGGAAAGCUCAGAAAAAAAAAUUGAAUCACAUUUAAGUGAAAUGUUCAAUAAAUGGUUUAAACAAAAAAGUUUAUUCUUAGAUGAUUUCAAUAGAUUCAUUACUGCAUGCAGAAUCGGAUGGAAAACCGUAUCUAAUGCUGUACAACACCAAUGUGAUACUAUCAUGCGUAGUAAAAAUUUUAUUGAUAUAUAA
This is a messenger RNA of Plasmodium falciparum 3D7, 930 nucleotides long. RefSeq lists its product as uncharacterized. NCBI's taxonomy places the organism in Eukaryota, Apicomplexa, Aconoidasida, Haemosporida, Plasmodiidae. The record is from RefSeq and is a predicted model, not a curated record.